CUAACGCACUUGUGAUUCCUGUUUCUUCCAGUUCUUCCUUUGUUCCGUCUAUGUUCCGAUGUGCACAGAGAAGAUUAACAUCCCUAUAGGUCCCUGCGGUGGCAUGUGCCUCUCUGUCAAAAGAAGAUGCGAACCCGUUUUAAAAGAAUUUGGAUUUGCCUGGCCAGACAGCCUAAACUGCAGCAAAUUCCCACCCCAGAAUGAUCACAACCACAUGUGCAUGGAGGGCCCAGGAGACGAAGAGGUGCCCCUUCAUAGCAAGACCUCCCUGCAGCCUGGAGAGGAGUGCCACAGCAUGGGAUCUAACUCGGAUCAGUACAUCUGGGUGAAGAGAAGCUUGAACUGUGUCCUGAAGUGUGGCUACGACGCUGGUCUCUACAGCAGGUCGGCUAAGGAAUUCACAGAUAUCUGGAUGGCUGUGUGGGCCAGUCUUUGCUUCAUCUCAACUGCCUUCACAGUUCUGACCUUCCUGAUUGAUUCAUCCAGAUUUUCCUACCCGGAGCGCCCAAUCAUAUUUUUGAGCAUGUGCUACAAUAUUUAUAGCAUUGCUUAUAUUGUGAGGCUAACUGUGGGCCGGGAAAGGAUAUCCUGUGAUUUUGAAGAGGCAGCAGAACCUGUUCUUAUCCAAGAAGGUCUUAAGAACACAGGAUGUGCUAUAAUUUUCUUGCUGAUGUAUUUUUUCGGGAUGGCUAGCUCCAUCUGGUGGGUUAUUCUGACAUUGACGUGGUUUCUGGCUGCCGGACUCAAGUGGGGCCAUGAAGCUAUAGAAAUGCACAGCUCUUAUUUCCAUAUUGCAGCCUGGGCUAUCCCCGCAGUGAAGACCAUAGUCAUUUUGAUUAUGAGACUAGUAGAUGCAGACGAGCUCACCGGUCUGUGCUAUGUUGGGAACCAGAACCUAGAUGCGUUGACGGGCUUUGUCGUCGCUCCACUUUUCACCUACCUGGUCAUUGGGACUUUAUUCAUUGCAGCAGGACUUGUGGCCUUAUUUAAAAUCAGGUCUAAUCUCCAGAAAGAUGGAACUAAAACUGACAAACUGGAAAGACUGAUGGUCAAAAUCGGUGUCUUUUCAGUGCUGUACACCGUCCCAGCAACGUGUGUCAUUGCCUGUUAUUUCUACGAAAUCUCCAACUGGGCCAUUUUCCGCUAUUCAGCAGACGAUUCCAAUAUGGCAGUGGAGAUGCUCAAAAUCUUCAUGUCCCUCCUGGUGGGUAUUACAUCAGGUAUGUGGAUCUGGUCGGCCAAAACUCUGCACACGUGGCAGAAGUGCUCGAACAGACUGGUGAACUCAGGGAAAGUGAAACGGGAGAAGAGAGCAGAUGGUUGGGUGAAACCUGGGAAAGGGAAUGAGACCGUGGUAUGAGAAAAGGAUGACAUCCCGAUGGUCUGACUGAUCUCCCAUUAAAGACUGGCUGUGUGUAAGCAUUGCCAUGUAAAUGUUGGGAGCAGAGUUAGGGAGACGGUUACACAACCUGUCUCUGGAGGAUGGAAAAAAAAAAAAAGCCUUAAAGAAUAAACAGCAAAAAGAUCAUGCUGCAGAUACAAUAGCCAUAAACCAUGCUGCCCAAAAUAAGAAAGCCAAGGGAGGCUUUAAAAGCUGUGAAAUAUCCAAACACGUUAUCUUCCUUUUUGUUGUUUUUUCUGUUUUAAAGCAGGAUGCAAUAUACUGAAGUCUUUAGAAGCUGAGGGAUUGUAGCCCACAGCUGUGGGAUGUUGUUUUCUUUUCAUGGUCUUAUAGCUGAUGGAGGAAAGGCAAUCUGGGGCCAAAUUAUGGGCUGAUUGAGGGUCCAGUUAUCAGAAGAUGGAGCACCCAGGACCUCAGUUAGAUGUCUUCUUUCCAAGUUCGGCACCGUGAAGGAAGCGUUUGCUGAGGGUUGUGUCUUUAUGCCCUGGGGUAUUCUGUUGCUCCCAUGUGCUGCACAAGUCAGCCAAGGACCAGGUCCUCCAACAGAUACCAAGUGGACUUUCCAGGUCUGAGAGUUAUCAAUGAUGAGCAGCAUUUAGUGAGGUAUUAGUGAGGAUGAUUCUUUAAGUCAUCUGAUGGUCUAAUAAUAAUUUCGACUCAUUCUUCCUACCAUCUGUAACCUGGUCUGAAUUGAGAGUUGGCUCUGCCUUGCAGGAAUUUGGACCUCUCUAGGUCCCUUCCCACCUGAAUUAUUCUGUGGUUCUGUCAAUAUUUGUGAUUUUUUAAAAGCUUUGCUCAAGGCCAUUGUCAAAAGUAGAGGAGUCAGUGGGAGCUGGGAAUCUCUGUCUGGACUGCAUUAAUUACCAUUAUCCGUCUGCCUCCAUUCCUGUACCUUCAGGUGCUCCUGCUAUUUCCAGUGGACUGCUUUAUUCUGCUGUGUUUAAUAGCUUUAAAUAAAGUCUUACUUUAUGGUGUUCCUUUCUCCAGGAAAGAGAAAAAUGAGUUGAGGGUCUCUUCAAACAAUGCCAGUUUUCUCCUAGUAAACAUCUGGCUCUCUCUGGAGACCCAUCACAUGAAGCAAUUAAGUCUUAAUAUAUUUCAUUCAGUGUGAUGGUAUCUCUGCAGACGCCAGUCUGGGGAGAAGCGAAAUGUUAAGUUCCUUGGCAACCUCAUGUUCACACAGAUCAGUUGUAUAAUUAUGUGUGUCAGUUACAAUUAAAAGAACAUUCUCAGCCCAUGACAUUGCAGUACAGCUGACGGCCUCACAACGAUGCUCCGAUAGCUACGAAGUUUUUUCAAAUGUAUAUUUACAUGCAGGAUGUGAGCAGGCAUUCAGUCCUCGGGAACAAGAGACAUUUCCAGUUUUUGUAAAGGGAUCCCAAAAGAAGAGAUCCAACUUCUUGGUGAAUAAUCCUGUUUCAUAGCAACUGUUGAGUUUUUUAUGCUUUUAUUUGAGGAGGCAUUGGCUUGUGCUCGUGGGGAGCUUGAACCUUGUGUUGCGGACUUGUCUGGUUAAUAAGAAAGGUGCUGCAAAUAGAAAUAGUCUAGAAGCACUUAAGAGAACAAUGUUCUGAUGCUCUAUCCCUUUGAAGGACCUUUGGUUUUAUCUGCGUGCCCUAAACUUUUGCUUCAUUUGUUUGUGUGGAACCUGGUCAGCUGCAGAGCAUCUCCCUGGUGCCCUGACUCGGACGACCUUCAAGGGCAGCUGAGAACAGGCACUGCUUUAUUACAGUCCUUGCUUUUCACACAGGUGCCCCAUGUGCUUCCCAAACCACAGUUCAUUCCAGCUCUGGCUGUGAGCACUAAUCUGUCCCAGAAGUGUGUAUUGUUUCAAUGUCAAUGUUGAAACAUGUGCUAGAGUACUUCUUUCUUUU
Messenger RNA from Athene cunicularia (burrowing owl), 3276 nucleotides. RefSeq names its product frizzled class receptor 4 (gene FZD4). The record is from RefSeq and is a predicted model, not a curated record. The transcript has a single exon. Gene Ontology annotation, biological process: non-canonical Wnt signaling pathway; retina vasculature morphogenesis in camera-type eye; canonical Wnt signaling pathway. Lineage: Eukaryota; Metazoa; Chordata; Aves; Strigiformes; Strigidae. Gene Ontology annotation, cellular component: plasma membrane. Gene Ontology annotation, molecular function: Wnt receptor activity; Wnt-protein binding. The coding region runs from base 59 to 1360 and encodes 433 amino acids.